UUUUGCUUCAUGACGCUAUGCUAGCAGGCUAAGCUAUUUAGAGUCAGCCUGAGAAAUACCAAAACAGAAGCUGUGAAUGUGUGUCUUCAAAGUAAAUGAAAAUGCAUUAGCACUGACUUAGCACGAACACUAUAUUGAGUUGAGUUUCGGGUGGCGGGAUGCUCCGGGAGGCCUACCCCUUCGUGGAGGACAGCUUCAGCCGCUUCCCGUCGCAGAGCAACAUCUACGGGCUGUGUCAGGCCGGGCAGCAGGAGCUGUUAGCGGCCACUCUCAAAGGGAAGGUAGUGUGCUUCAGGUACCAGGAGCCGCAGCACAAAAUCCGACCUGUGGCCAAGGAGGUCCAGUUCACCUACAUCCCAGUCGAUGCAGAGAUCGUGUCAAUCGAUGCCUUCACUAAGUCUCCACCCAAAAGAGGCCUGGUGGUGGGCAUCACAUUCGUAAAGGACUCUGGAGACAAAGCCACUCCGUUCCUGAACAUCUACUGUGACUAUGAGCCCGGCUCGGAGUUCAACCUGGAGUCUAUCGCACAGAGCUGCCUGAAUCUGGAGCUGCAGUUCACGCCCUUCCAUCUCUACCACACAGAGGUGCAGAGUGAGGAUGAAGGCAGAGAGACGGUGUUCCUACUGAGCGGCCAUGACCAGAGGAUCCACCUGUACAAGGAGAACUCCUCCCUUCACCAGUUUGAAGAGCAGCCGGUGGAGAGACUCUUCCCUGAACUAGAAGAUCUGCCCAGCAAUGUGCUGUGGUUGGAUAUGCUGAGUGUCGCUGGUGGCCGGAGACUCUCUGUGUUCGGCUGUCAGAAUGGCUGUGUGGGACUGGCUCAGGUCAGCCAGACUGAACCAGAGGUUCUGCAGAGCUGGCGGUUCCAGUUUGACAGUCCCAUCUCUUCUGUGCUGCUGUUCCCUCUGAGCUGCCCCAGUGGAGAGGAAGGUGUGGAAAUAAAAAGUUACAACCUUCUGGUAACCAGCACUAUAGAGAUGGCAGUUGUCUACAGAGAUGUGCAGGAGCGAGGCCUGUCCCGCUCCGUGUGUCUCUCAGAGAGCGAUCAGUGGGACGCAGUGCUGUGUGCUCUGGUCAUCGACCUGGACUUUGACGGUCAGAAGGAGGUGCUGUUGGGAACAUAUGGGCAGGAAAUGCUUUGUUACAAAUUCCAGCCGGCAGGGACGGGAAGAGAGGAAGAGUUUCAGCUGCAGUGGAGGCGGAGCUUCAAGAGUCCUCUGCUGUCCAUCAUCUACUUAGACCUGACUGGCGACGGUUUGAGAGAGCUGGCUGUCCUCACACUUAAGGGACUGCAUAUUUUACAGCACACUCUCCCCAGCACUGCUGAUCUGGUCCUUAAGCGGCUCGCCCUGAGGGUGUCAGCACUCACAGCGGGCUCUGAUCUGCAGUCAGCCAAAGAGCCGGACACUGAGGGGGACGAGGCUCCAGCCAGAGAGGAGGAGUGUGCAUCUCAGACAUCAAGCUAGGAGAGACAGUGCCUUUGUGUCCAUGAGUAAGUCCUGAAGACUCAGAAUGGAGUUAUUUACAGGUGGAGCGUGAAGGAUUUUGUGCAUUCCUAAACACUUACUUUUAGUUGUGUGGACAGGAACCAGCCAUCACAUUAAGCACCCAGAACAGUAAGGCACUGUUUUGUGGUUGAAAGCUGGCUGUAGGGGACGGUAAAACAAACUGAUUGAAGAGCCCACAUUAAGGUGUGAGGUGAGGUAAACGGUGUACAGUCAUUUGCAGAUAAUAAAUCACAUUUGGUUCUACACACUUA
This is a messenger RNA of Trematomus bernacchii (emerald rockcod), 1759 nucleotides long. RefSeq names its product kaptin (actin binding protein) (gene kptn). Gene Ontology annotation, molecular function: actin filament binding. The transcript has 13 exons. Bases 159 to 1466 code for a protein of 435 amino acids. Gene Ontology annotation, biological process: cellular response to amino acid starvation; actin filament organization; negative regulation of TORC1 signaling. Gene Ontology annotation, cellular component: lamellipodium; KICSTOR complex; actin cytoskeleton. NCBI's taxonomy places the organism in Eukaryota, Metazoa, Chordata, Actinopteri, Perciformes, Nototheniidae. The record is from RefSeq and is a predicted model, not a curated record.